This is a messenger RNA of Lemur catta (Ring-tailed lemur), 659 nucleotides long. RefSeq names its product transmembrane 4 L six family member 19 (gene TM4SF19). Gene Ontology annotation, cellular component: membrane. Lineage: Eukaryota; Metazoa; Chordata; Mammalia; Primates; Lemuridae. The coding region runs from base 1 to 630 and encodes 209 amino acids. The record is from RefSeq and is a predicted model, not a curated record. The transcript is spliced from 5 exons.
AUGCUGUUCUCUCCCUGUAUGUUGGCAUGCUCACAGACUUGCUCCCGCAUCCUGGGGCUGAGCCUUGGGACUUCAGCCCUGUUUGCUGCUAUGGCCAACGUGGCACUCCUCUUUCCUAAUUGGGAUGUGACUUUCCUGUUGAGGGGCCUCAUUGGCAGACAUGCCAUGCUGGGCUCUGGGCUCUGGGGAGGAGGCCUUAUGGUACUCACUGCAGCUACCCUCAUUUCCUUGAUGGGCUGGAGAUACGGCUGCUUCAAUAAGAGUGGGCCCUGUCGAAGUGUGCUUACUGCUCUGUUGUCAAGUGGCCUGGCUUUGCUUGGAGGCUUGAUUUGCUUUAUCACUUCUGGGGUAGCUCUGAAAGAUGGUCCUUUUUGCAUGUUUGAUGUCUCCUUCUUCAAUCAGACGCAAGCUUGGACAUACGGUUACCCAUUCAAAGACCUACAUAACAGGAACUAUUUGUAUGACCAUUCACUCUGGAACUCCGUCUGCCUGGAGCCCUCUGAAGCUGUUGUUUGGCAUGUGUCCUUCUUCUCCGUCCUUCUGUGCAUCAGCCUUCUCCAACUUCUCCUGGUGGUCAUUCAUUUCAUCAACAGCUUUCUGGGCCUUUUCUGCAGCCUCUGUGAGAAGUGAUAGCUCAAAGAAAAAGGCCACGUGAGGAC